Melitaea cinxia (Glanville fritillary) is the source of this 657-nucleotide messenger RNA. RefSeq lists its product as uncharacterized. NCBI's taxonomy places the organism in Eukaryota, Metazoa, Arthropoda, Insecta, Lepidoptera, Nymphalidae. The coding region runs from base 1 to 459 and encodes 152 amino acids. The record is from RefSeq and is a predicted model, not a curated record. The transcript has 4 exons.
AUGCUUAAUUCUUAUGGGAAAACGGGUAAUAGGGCAACGGAUAAUAGGUACUAUAUUUUCUCUAUUAUACCCACUUAUCCUUUAUUUCUUUACAGUGUCACUGAAAACAACCUGCAGUCGAUUAGCGAAACUGCAAAAGACGAUGUGGUAUUGAAGAAUACAGAAUGCGAUCAUGAGUCUGUAAUUGGUGAUAAAGAAUUUGCGAUCGAUGGAAAUAGGAUCGUGGAUUUUGGUUAUCUUUUUACUCAACUUCUUGAUAUUUCAAAUCACAACUCUGCCUUUGGCUGUAACUUGAGCUGUUUGAAAAUGACAAAAGAAAUAAAGAAAGGUUUUCUUUCGAAAUUUUGUUUUAGUUGCCGAAUGUGCAACGAAAAUUUUGAACUGAACAACUGUAAAGAUCCAGAUAGCUCCACAGAAUUAAAUAUAAAUGAUUUUGCGAAAUCAUUGACUCUAGGUUAGAUAGACAAAUGGAAAUUAAAGAACCAGACUAUAUUCUUAAUGCAAUAAAGAAAAGGGAAAUACUAAAAAAAACGAAAAGCAACUAAAGAACAAGUACAAAUAACUAAAAGAAAUAAGAAGUAAAGAAUCACAAAUAACAUACCGAAAAAUAUAAUAUAUAAAAAUGAUAUUGAUAGUAAAUAAAUACUUGAUUUUAAA